AUGAGAUCCUCAACUGUCCUAUUCGCGCUGGCAGGCAUUGCCAGGGCAGGUGAGCGCGAUUAUCCGGAUCUGAAUGACUUCAAUUGGACAACAAUCACGCCGUCAACGAAGCUGGAGUACCACCCAUGCUAUGAAGAGUUCCAAUGCGCACGACUCAAGGUACCUCUCGACUGGCUCGAUAAGAAGAACGAGUACACCGUUGCGCUGGCCAUCGUCAAGCUCCCGGCAAAGGUCCCCGACCACGAUCCGGCAUUCGGUGGCACCAUUUUCACAAACCCAGGCGGUCCUGGAGGUUCGGGUGUUGGGCUCCUGCUCAGAGAGGGCCACCUAUUGCAAGAUACUGUCGACGGCAACAAGAAGUAUGAGAUUCUGAGUUGGGACCCGCGAGGUGUUCAGUUCACCUCGCCAAAGGCAGACUGCUACGAAGACCUCAUUGCUAGAGACAUGGACGCCAUCCAGCGCUUGGCCAUAGGGCCUCUCGACGCCAGUCUAGAUGCGCUCAGGCGGCAGUGGGCGCGUAUUCAAGCUUACGGGAAGCUGUGCACUCAGAGCGCUGUGAACGGCUCCAUUCUCCCAUAUGCUUCGACAGCGUCUGUUGUCCGCGACAUGGUUGAGAUGCUGGACAAGAUCCAGGAGCUGCGGGAUGACGAAGUUGCCGCAAAGUUCUUUGAGGAGGAGAAAGCACAAAGGCCUAUGGAGCUGCGUAGUGCUAAAGAGUUGCCGCGUCUACAGUACUGGGGCUUCUCAUAUGGUAGUUUGCUGGGCAACACCUUUGCAUCUAUGUAUCCCGGCCGGGUUCAGCGGAUCAUUCUUGACGGAAUUGUUGACGCCGAUGAUUAUAUGGCUGCUGGGUGGACAACUAACCUCCAAGAUUCCGAGAAGAUUGUUGAGUUCUUCUGCACGUCAUGCUUUAUAUCCGGAAGAAAGUGCGCCCUUAGUCGGCCGUCUGACCGAAAGUGGCAAGACAUUCGGGAGCGUGUCAACCAAUUGGUCAAGCAGCUGGAUGAUUCACCAGUCUCAGUUCUAGACGGCAAACUCACUAAAAUCUUGACGGGCUACGACGUUACGAGGUCGUUCGUAAGACCCCUCUAUACGCCUUAUCGGGACUUCACGAAACUGGCGGAGAAGAUCAACUCGGCCAUAGAGGGGAACUACACCGCCCUUAUAGAGACCGCUACAGCUGAUAUCCCCAAACUCGACGACGCCUGCUCUAACCCCAAUUCAUCGGCCCCUCCGAGUGCAGUCGGCGAUGGCGCCCCGGCCAUUCUUUGCAGUGGCGGUGAAGACAGCACAAACCUCACAAUCGCUGAUUACCGGGCCUACAUUUCGAAGCUUGAGUCUCAAUCACCAACGUUCGCUGGUUACUGGUCUGGAAUCCGCUUCUCUUGCACGGGCUGGAAUGUCCGUCCCAAGUGGCGCUUCGCCGGCCCAUUCGCAACACCGGAACCCGACCCCGCUGUGGUUGACGGUAAACCCGCGGCUCCUUUGCUGUUCCUGACGUCUCGGCUUGAUCCGGUGACGCCAUUGAGGAACGCGCUGAAGGAGAGUGAGCGUCAUCCCGGGUCGGCGGUCGUGAUCCAGGAAUCCGUUGGGCAUUGCAGCAUGACAACUAGCAGUCGUUGCACAACGAGAAUUGCUCGGGAGUAUCUUGAACACGGAAUUGUACCGAAGAGCGGCACAGUGUGCCAAGCUGACUGCGAUGUUUGGGAUGGAGAUUCCUGCCUGUCGAGUAUGGGUAUUAAGUUAAGGCCUUUGGCACCAUCGGAUCAUAGAUCACAUCCGCUCAUCUUCUAG
Molecule: messenger RNA, 1794 nt
Organism: Colletotrichum graminicola M1.001
Lineage: Eukaryota; Fungi; Ascomycota; Sordariomycetes; Glomerellales; Glomerellaceae
Exons: 2
Coding region: 1-1794 (597 amino acids)
Source: RefSeq, a predicted model, not a curated record